Messenger RNA from Ornithorhynchus anatinus (platypus), 1757 nucleotides. RefSeq names its product essential meiotic structure-specific endonuclease 1 (gene EME1). The record is from RefSeq and is a predicted model, not a curated record. Gene Ontology annotation, cellular component: nucleus; Holliday junction resolvase complex. Gene Ontology annotation, molecular function: DNA binding; nuclease activity. NCBI's taxonomy places the organism in Eukaryota, Metazoa, Chordata, Mammalia, Monotremata, Ornithorhynchidae. Gene Ontology annotation, biological process: double-strand break repair; replication fork processing; mitotic intra-S DNA damage checkpoint signaling.
GGACUUCCUGUUCUCGGGGGCACUUCCGGCUCGACGGGGGCGGCACUUCCGGCGCCCGCGCCCCCUCCCAACCAAGCAAACGAUGGCGAGGCGACUUGGGUCCAGGGGGUCGAGGAAGGCUCCCCCCGCCUCCGGAGCGAGCGACUCGGAGGAGGAGCUGCCCACGUUUACCUUUCUCAGGCAACCGCCGCCGCCUCGGGAAAAGAGCUCGGGGCUCCGGGGCGAUGAAGUGAAGAAGGUGGUGGCGGUCAGCAGCUCCGACUCGGACGACCCUCCUCCCCCGUUCAGGCCGAAAGCCGGCGCGGCUGGGCCGGCGGCUCCUCGGGACCCAGCGGGAGCCGCCCUCUCCGAAGAGCCGGUCUUAGUCCUCGGUAGCGGGAGCGAAGAGGAGGAGGUGGAGGAGGAAUCGAUCCCUCUGGCCGAGAGACUCGAGGGCAGAGGAGAGCCCGGGGCGGGCUCCGCGUGCCCGUCUCCGCCCAAGAGGGCCAAGCGCCGUCCGGACGGGGCAGGAAGGGCCAGGCUGAAGCGGCAGGAGGAAGCCGAGGAGCGGGAGCGGAGGAAGGCCCUGGCUCGGGCUCUCAAGGCCCAGCGGCCGGAGGAGUGUCUGAAACACAUCGCUGUGCUGCUAGAUCCAGCUCUUUUGCAGCUCGAGGGAGGCGGGCGGAUCCUCAGCGCUUUGCAGGCCACGGAAUGUGCCUGUGAGAUCGAGGCCCAGACCAUCCCCUGCAGCAUGGCCUGGAAGAGGAGAGCGGCGCUGGGCCAGGUCGCAGAGGGCGGCUGGACCGAGGAGCCCGGUGUCCUGGUCGUCCUGCCGGCCGAAGAAUUCGUGUCCUUGGUCCACGGCCCGGAGCAGGGGGGCCACAGAGAAGGGAAGGGCUCGCUCCGGAGCUUCGUGGCCGACGCCACGGCGAGGAUCCCGGGAAAAACCCUGUCGCUGGCGGUCGUGGGCGUGGAGAAGCUCUGCAGACGACCCGGCCCUCGGAGCCGCGCCCCGGCCCAGGCGAGGCGGAGGCCGCGAGUGGCCCGGGAAGACCCGUCUGGCCCUUCCCUGUCCCGCGUGGCCGUGGAAGAGGCCUUGGUGGAGCUGCAGCUCGAGGCGCACGCCCCGGUCCAGGUCCGCCUCCUCGAGAGCUGGCAGGAGCUGGCCGACUACGCCUGCAUGUUCACCAAGGCCGUGGCCGAAGCCCCCUACAAACACCUGAGGGACCGCACGGGUUUCUCCUUCUACCCGGAGGGCACCUGGGCCGGAGGCGUCAAGGUGGAGCGGGCCGGCACCGGGCUGGGCCAGGUCUGGAAGCGGCAGCUGCGGCAGUUCAACCGGGUCAGCCUGGACGUGGCCUCGGCCAUUGCCGCCGCCUACCCCUCCCCCCGGCUCCUGCUCCGGGCUUACGGCAACUGCGGCUCCCCCCGGGAACGCCAGCGGCUGCUGGCUGACAUCCAGGUGCGCCGAGGGGUGGGGGUCACGGCCACGGCGCGCCGCCUGGGCCCCGAGUUAUCCCGGCGCGUCUACCUCCAGAUGACCUCCCUGAACCCUGACCUCCCUCUGGACGGUCUGGAGUGACGGGCCGGCCGAGGAAGCGGGGACAGAAUGCACAGAGUCAAGGAUCUACUCACCGGUUUACUACAAGUCAUUUAAUAAGAGUCCGCGGACGGCGGGGGCGAGGUGGACCGUUGCGGCCCGGGGCCCGGGAAGGUCUCUGUAAACUCCCACCCGUCAGAGUGGGCCCGGCUUCCCGUGAUAAAACUUGGAUCUCGCU